Agelaius phoeniceus (red-winged blackbird) is the source of this 9120-nucleotide messenger RNA. RefSeq names its product kalirin-like. The record is from RefSeq and is a predicted model, not a curated record. NCBI's taxonomy places the organism in Eukaryota, Metazoa, Chordata, Aves, Passeriformes, Icteridae. Gene Ontology annotation, biological process: intracellular signal transduction; axon guidance; protein phosphorylation. Gene Ontology annotation, molecular function: guanyl-nucleotide exchange factor activity; protein kinase activity; ATP binding. Gene Ontology annotation, cellular component: cytoplasm; postsynaptic density; extrinsic component of membrane.
AGGAGCGCGCCCGGCUCGGGGGGACCGGGGCUGCCGGCGCCGCGGGCAGCGGCUCUGCCGCGCUGCUCGCCAACAGCUUCCUGCCUUCUUUCUCUGCAGAGCCUUGUUUUUUAGUCUUAGUAUUAUAAUUUCUUUCGUUGUUUUUCGCGAGCGGGCCGGUGGCUCCUUGCCAUGAGCAGCCCGAAGGCAGCAUGAAAGCGGGCAGGCGCGGCUAUCCCGCCCGCUCCGGUGUAGGAUGGCUCCUGGCGAAGUGCUGCUGCUGCUCCUGCACAGACGCGUACUCAGUCUCUGCCAACGACAACGGGGGCAAGUCUGACUCCGUGGCCAACCUACAGCCUCAGCCAUCCCUCAACUCCAUCCAGAGCUCUCCGGGCCCCAAGCGCUCGACCAACACCCUGAAGAAAUGGUUGACCAGCCCCGUGCGCCGCCUGAACAGCGGCAAGACCGAGAGCCACAUCAAGAAACAGAAGAAGGUGCGGGAUGGCAGGAAGAGCUUUGACCUUGGCUCACCAAAGACUGGAGAUGAAACCACUCCUCAGGGAGACAGCGCAGAUGAGAAGAGCAAGAAAGGUUGGGGAGAAGACGAAGCAGAUGAAGAGUCUCACACUCCUCUUCCUCCUCCCAUGAAGAUUUUUGACAAUGAUCCAACCCAAGAUGAUAUGUCCUCUUCUUUGCUAGCUGCUCGACAGAGCUCCUCCGAUGUCCCAACUGCUGCGGAUCUUGUCAGUGCAAUAGAAAAGUUGGUCAAAACUAAGCUGACCCUUGAAGGAGGAUCUUACCGAGGAGGCUUAAAAGAUGCCACUGGCUGCUUGAAUGAAGGAAUGACGCCUUCAACUCCCCCACGCAACCUUGAAGAGGAACAAAAAGCCAAAGCAAUGAGAGGCAGGAUGUUUGUCCUAAAUGAGCUGGUGCAGACUGAAAAAGACUACGUCAAAGACUUGGGAAUUGUUGUGGAGGGCUUCAUGAAGAGGAUGGAAGAAAAAGGAGUUUCUGAAGAUAUGAAAGGGAAAGACAAGAUUGUAUUUGGCAAUAUUCAUCAGAUCUAUGACUGGCACAAAGACUUUUUCCUGGGUGAACUGGAAAAAUGUCUUCAAGAACCUGAGCGUUUAGCACAGCUUUUUAUUAAGCAUGAGCGGCGAUUGCACAUGUACGUGGUGUAUUGCCAAAACAAGCCCCGCUCUGAGUAUAUAGUAGCUGAGUAUGAAGCCUACUUUGAGGAGGUUCAGCAGGAAAUAAGCCAACGGCUGACCAUCAGUGACUUUUUGAUUAAACCCAUUCAAAGAAUAACUAAAUACCAGCUUCUUCUCAAGGACUUCCUGAGGUACAGUGAAAAAGCUGGUCUGGAGUGCUCCGAGAUAGAGAAAGCAGUGGAAUUAAUGUGCCUUGUACCAAAACGUUGCAAUGACAUGAUGAACCUGGGUCGCCUCCAAGGCUUUGAGGGCAAACUGACAGCUCAAGGCAAGCUGCUACAGCAGGACACCUUCUACGUGACGGAGCAGGAUUCCGGGGUGCAGUCGCGGCCCAAGGAGCGCAGGGUGUUUCUCUUUGAGCAGAUAGUUAUCUUCAGUGAACUCCUUCGAAAAGGGUCUCUAACGCCAGGCUACAUGUUCAAGAAGAGCAUAAAGAUGAACUACCUUAUCAUUGAAGAAAAUGUGGAUAAUGAUCCCUGCAAGUUUGCUCUAAUGAGCCGGGAAACAUCAGAGAGAGUCAUUUUGCAGGCAGCUAAUCCAGAAAUUAAACAAGCUUGGGUACAGGACAUCAACCAGGUCCUGGACACACAGCGCGAUUUCCUAAACGCGCUGCAGUCGCCCAUCGAGUACCAGCGCAAGGAGAACAGCUCGGCGGUGCUGCGGCCCCAGGCCGGCAGGGUCCCCCAGCCCAACGCCAGGCCCCAUUCCUCUAUUCCAGUAGGGUCUGAGAAGCCUUUGAAGGCUACGAGCCGUAACCCAUCUCUCCCACCCCUGAAGAUAUCUACCUCCAAUGGCAGCACAGGGUAUGAGCACUCACAGCCCGGAGACAAGUAUGAACAAAGCAAGACUGAUUUGGGAGGGUGCAAUGGGACCUCUUCCAUGGUGGUGAUUAAAGAUUACUAUGCACUGAAGGAGGAUGAGAUCUGUGUGAAUCAAGGAGAGGUGGUUCAGAUCCUUGCUAUCAACCAGCAGAACAUGUUCCUGGUGUACCAGCCUGCAAACGACCACUCUCCAGCUGCUGAAGGAUGGAUCCCUGGCAGUAUCUUGGCUCCCCUCCCUAAAUCCACUACAGAUAAUAGCGAUGGAAGCAUCAAGAAGUCAUGUUCAUGGCAUACCCUGCGCAUGAGAAAGCGGGCGGAAAAGGAGAGCAGUGGCAAAAAUGAAGCCAAUGGGCCUCGUAAAUCCAAGGAUAUUCUGGGGAACAAAGUCUCUGUUAAAGAGACAAACAGCUCAGAGGAAUCAGAGUGUGAUGACCUUGACCCCAAUACUAGUAUGGAGAUAAUCAACCCCAAUUUCAUCCAAGAAGUGGCUCCAGAGUUUCUUGUUCCAUUAGUGGACAUCACCUGCCUGCUUGGGGACACAGUGAUGCUGCAGUGCAAGGUCUGUGGGCGACCCAAACCAACUAUAACCUGGAAGGGACCAGACCAAAACAUUCUUGACAAUGACAACAGCACAGCCACUUACACCAUGUCAUCCUGUGACUCAGGAGAGCUCACCUUGAAGAUCUGCAACCUGAUGCCUCAGGACAGCGGCAUCUACACCUGUGUGGCCACCAAUGAACAUGGAACUGCAUCAACCUCUGCAACCAUCAAAGUCCAAGGUGUGCCAGCUGCCCCAAACCGCCCCAUUGCUCAGGAGAGAAGCUGCACCUCUGUGAUCCUGCGCUGGCUACCCCCUACCAGUACAGGCAAUUGCACCAUUUCAGGCUACACUGUGGAGUACAGAGAAGAAGGCUCGCAGGUCUGGCAGCAGUCAGUAGCCUCAACUCUGGACACGUACCUGGUCAUUGAGGACCUGUCCCCAGGCUGCCAGUACCAGUUCCGAGUGAGUGCCAGCAACCCCUGGGGGAUCAGCCUGCCCAGCGAGCCCUCCGAGUUCGUGCGGCUCCCGGAGUACGACUCUGCUGCUGAUGGUGCCACUAUUUCAUGGAAGGAAAACUUUGACCUUGCCUAUGCAGAGCUGCAUGAGAUUGGGAGGGGUCGAUUCUCCAUAGUAAAGAAAUGUGUCCACAAAGCCACCCGGAAAGAUGUUGCUGUAAAAUUCAUUAGUAAAAAAAUGAAAAAGAAAGAGCAGGCAGCACAUGAAGCAGCUUUGUUACAACACUUACAGCAUCCUCAGUACAUCACUAUCCACGAUACCUACGAGUCUCCUACUUCUUACAUCUUAGUUUUGGAACUGAUGGAUGACGGCCGUCUCUUAGAUUAUCUGAUGAACCACGAUGAGCUUAUGGAGGAGAAGGUGGCCUUCUAUAUAAGAGACACAAUGGAAGCCUUGCAGUACCUCCACAACUGCAGAGUGGCUCACUUGGACAUAAAGCCAGAAAAUCUGCUCAUAGAUUUGAGAAUCCCAGUGCCUCGUGUCAAGAUCAUUGAUUUGGAAGAUGCAGUUCAGAUCACAGGUCAUUACCAUGUCCACCACCUCCUUGGAAACCCGGAGUUCGCAGCCCCUGAAGUUAUCCAAGGCCUUCCUGUCUCCCUGAGCACGGAUAUCUGGAGCAUUGGGGUCCUCACCUACGUCAUGUUAAGCGGUGUCUCUCCGUUCCUGGAUGAAAGCAAAGAGGAGACUUGCAUCAAUGUGUGUAGAGUGGAUUUCAGCUUCCCACACGAAUACUUCUCCGACGUGAGCCACGCCGCCAGGGAUUUCAUCAACGUUAUCCUCCAGGAAGACUUCAGGAGAAGGCCAACAGCAGCCACUUGUUUACAGCAUCCGUGGCUGCAGCCGCACAAUGGCAGCUAUUCCAAGAUCCCACUGGACACCUCCCGCUUGGCGUCCUUCAUCGAGCGCCGCAGGCACCAGUACGACGUGCUCCCGGUGCCCAGUGUCAAGAGCUUCCUGCUGAGCAGGAUGAGCCCGGGCACGUAGUGCCUCCAUCCAUGGCAUCCUCCGCUGCUGCUCCUGAGCCCGUGCCGGGAGCGCCGCCGGGAGCGCGCGGAUCCGUCUGUACAUAUCCUGUGUUCGGCGUUUGCAUUUCACCAACUGCAGGGUGGGAAUCACUGCAGACGUGGCAAUGGGACCCAGGCAAAGGGGGUGACAGCAGCAGGGACACGCUCCCUCUCUCGGGGCAUGUGAGGGACACAUCCACUGCCAAAAAAGGACUGCAGGAAGCAAACACCAACUGGGAAUGAGAGCCAAAAUUGCAGUUGCCUUAAUCUUUGUGAGGCAGCCUUAUAAGAAAUCCUCUUGAUCUUGCUGAACUGAAUUCAAAAUGUACAAAAGACUAGAAGUAGGAUAGUGGGGGAGAGUGAGACCAGGCUGACCUUAGCACGUACUGUAGAACUGGACUGGUCAGUUUUUGCUGAAAUCAUUGCAAGCCUGCUCCAGGUUAUCAGUCAGAUUCCUCAUGCCCCAUCUGCCCAGGUCUGCCAUGAUCUCAGUGGGGACUUUGCCUGCACAGGACAUGCAGGAUCAGGCUCCAGUCACUGCUGGAUCAGCUCCCAUGGUGGCGUGGCUUAGGGAACACUCGGGUUGCGUGGCAGUGCUCAGACCAAAAUCCUCCAUGAAGCCCCUCCUUGGGCUUUCUGCUGUGUUAAGUCAACGUGCAGCACCUUUCAGAGCUACGAUUAAGGCAAUGAAUUCACUGGAGCAUACAGCUGGUUCUGAGUAAGCACAAUGGGACUACGGUGGGUUUUUUAAAAGCAUUUUAUACACAUUGUACAGAAAUCUUUUGCAAAACCUGUGCAUUGAGAAAAGGCAGAGUCCAAUUUUUGCAGUAUCUGUAAACUAGAUGAUGAUGGUGAUGAAGACAAUUUUUUCUAUCACAGGUUUUCAGUAUACAUAUAUUGUAUCAUAGAUAUAAAUAUAUAUAAAUAUAAAGGAUCCUGCUCCAUUUCUAGCUUCAGAAUUGCUUGGCCCAAAGUCCAUCUAAGCCUUUCAGAGUGCAGUAGGAGUGGUGAGUUCAUUCUUGUGCUUACAUCUUGAAAAUCGUUUUCAGUGUUUAAAGCAUGUCAUUUGUUUCAUUUCCAAACUUGUAAAUAUCUCUCAGCCACCAUUAGCACCUCAUAACCAAAGCAUUCUUGAGGAUAUUUUUAUGUCCAAAGCCUAAUUUGUAAUAAAAAAAUAAUAUUCACAAUUAAAACAUUUCUCUCUUGCAAGCCAAGUUGCAACAUCAUCAUAUUGAUGUUACAGUGACGGAGCCAGCCUUAAGUAUAACCAACAUAGGGAGUCUGCAGUGACAAAUCAGCAAUUUGUAGGUUGGCCAAAUCUUCCUUUCUAGAAAUGGGACUGGAAGGGGAAGUCAUCUGGGGCUUCCCCAUCCUACUGCCACACCACGAAGCUCUACAGCCUUGUGGGGUUAUAAUCAAAGAGAUUUUUUCCCCUGGCAUGUAGGGACUUUGUCUUGGUGCUGAGUAGCAUUUGUGUAUCUGUAAUGGGAAAUGGCAGUUGUUACCAAAGGUUUUCCUAAGGAAAAGGGCUUGAUCUGACCACGUGUGCUCAUACAGACUCUCUGGCAAGGGAGAGAGUCAAAUCUCAUUUACCAUCUGAGUAACUGCACUGUGAGACUGCAGGAGCAAGUGCUGUCUCUGCCAGUGGGGGGUGGAGAUACCCUGUAAGUACUGUUAAAUUCUCAGGGCUCUGAUAGCCCUUUUUUGAUCCACCUCCAACCUCCCUUUCACAGCAGGGAGGAGACCUGGCCCUUCUCUUUGUGCUCACUCUAUCACCACACCAGAGUGGUCAGUAUUUUGUUAGUGGAGAAGAGGCACAGCAAAAACCCUCAGUGCUCAACACUGAGUGUGUGCAACAAAGAAAAGCCCUUGAGAUGGGGAAGACACGGGCAGAAGGGUGAGCCCAGGCACCUCAGCAGGGUCAGCAGCAGUUCUGUGAGAGAUCUAACACAGGGAGGGAGUGUGGAAAGGUUUGAAAGAGACAAGUGUUCACAGAAGGUUAAGCUUUUUGAAAAUCAUCUAGAACCUAUCUCAGUUCCUCUCUAGAGCAGCAGCUGAUUUUCUAAGCAAUCCAGCAGCACCUCUUAGAUAAAGACCAGACUCUCAUCCUGAGCAACAGUGCAAAGUAUGCAAUUUCUUACCAACUGAAUACAGACAGCAGUCAAGGGGGGGUCUCUAAUUACCACCAGCCUCAGGUACUUUCUCACUACAGGACUGUCUGUAAUUCUUCCUAUUUGUCAAAGCUGGCUCUUUGUGCUGUGAUUGUGCUGCCCUUAAAAAAAUGUUUGUGGAAGUGCGGUCUGUAAAACCCACAGUUUUUAUUAGGCCCAUGGGUACAGUUUGAACCACAGGCUUUCUGCUUGGCAUUAUUACAAACAAAUUCUCGUGUAUCACAUGAAAUUUGGAGUUAUUUAACAUUUUGUUUUCCUACAUCCUGCAUUCAUAUGUCAAACUACAACAGCAGACCCUUUGAAUGCACAGGGGGAAAAAGCUGGACUGUUUAAGGUAAUAUUUAAGCCUCUCAUUGCUAUCAAGUAACAGAAAAGAAAACCCAAAGGGCUGAAAGAGAGACGAUAUAUGAUUAGGUACUGGUGCUCAAAUUCAAAAAAGACUCCUUGUUGAGAGAGCUGGAGGUGCUGAAUUCUGAAGAUGUUGAAUGUUCUGGGGUUACUUUCUUUUGUGGUUUUGCUUUUUCCAUAUUCAUGUUAGAAAACCUCUUCCUGGACACCAUUCUUCUUACAGCCCAUUCAGGAAUACUUGAACCAGUUAAAACUUCCAUAAAACAUUUGUGAUUACCAACCAUUCUUGCUUUUGCCUGAAUAAUACCAAGCUGACAUGUAAUAUUGCCAUUUGAUAAAUGCAGAGAAGUAUCCUGACUUUGCUCUUUCAAAGUCUUUUUCAGCCAACCUGUGGUGCCUCUGCAGAUGCAACAGGUCCUGUAACUCUUGUUGAAAACUAUAACUGCAUUGUAAAGAGAUUACAGAAGCUGAGUAAGUAGGCCUGGAGUGCCCCUGCUGAGUGAGAAGCCCCACAGCCAACCCCCUGUGGAGCAUUCUCCGCUGACUGGAUUUUUUUAGUGCAUGAAAUACUGUCUGUAACAAACACAGUUUCUCAGUGAAGCUCCCCAGAGAAUAUCUGACCCCAAGGGGAAGAUUUCCACCUGCAGCUGUGUACCACUCAGGGUGCUCCCAAGAUGGCUUGAAAGUGUGGUGGUAGCUGCACCCUUUUGCUUCUCCAGCAGCUUCCAGCUAUCCAGGAUGACCAGCAGGAAUCCUGACAGCAGUGCACCACAAGCUCUGUGUGGAGUGGCACUGUGCACACAGCCACUGCCAUCAGACAUCUCCACAGUGCUCUUACCCUGCUCUGACAUCAAAGUGUGGCUCACAGUGUCCUCAGGUGCUGGGAGACAGGAGGGCAACAGCAAUGGUGCUGGUGACACAGAGCCCAGAGGACGUGGUGACAUGGAGGGCUCCUUAUUUAAGAUGGCUUCAUUUAAUGAAUGUGCAAUGAGCAAUUAACUCACCUCUCUCUCUGCUCCACUUGGAGCAGCCAGGCCAGGGCAGGAAUUCUGCUGGCUGGUGUAAAGUGCCAGCCCCCAUCAGGUGUGGCUGCCCUGGGGGAGGCCCCACACACCCCCAGGAUGCCAAGCCCCCGUGCAUGGCACUACUGGGGUGACACACAGCCAGCCCAGGGCCGAAGACUUCAGUAUUUUAAAGCAAUCCAGGGUUUAAAAUUUAUAAUAUGUCUCUCUCUUCUCAGUGAUGCCAACAAGUUUCAUUUAGUCUUACUGCCCUUUCUUUUAAAAAAACUAUGGAUUGGGUUUUUUCAGUAGCAUGUAUCUUUUUACUUCUAAGUUAAUGCUGAGACAAAGUCUGUGCCCUCAACUGCCCCUGAGGCUGUGGCUUCAUGGAGGCCUUUGGCAUUUCUGACAAUGCCAUUAGGCCUGUGCUACAGAUACUGUGCAUAAAGGCUGAAUGCAGAACCACACAAUAUAACCUGACUAUAUAUAACCCUAUUUGAAUCCCCUUGCCAUGAGGGGAGACUGUGUCAAGUAACCUAGGAUAAUAUAAACUUCAGAGACAGAUGUAAAGGCUUCUCUGUGCACAUAAAGGUCUAGCAGAAAAUUUACAUGCACAGGGGCUCACCACCUUUUUUUGUUCUUGUUCCUUUCCCAGCAGAGGUGGAUUCUCUUCUAACACAGGGCUUGGGUUUAUUUUUGAGGUCAUUCACUCAUGUCCCAUCAGAAAAUGGUGCUUUCCCAAGGAAACAAAGUCAAAUCCCAUUGUACUAGGCUGACUGCACACUGCCAUCAAGUGAUGUACUCUCGUUCUGGGAUCUGUAUAGUGCUGAGUGUUUCCAUAGCGUCAGGAUGCUGAAUGUUUGCUGUAACUGUAGUCUUUAUUAUGGAGCUAGUGAAAAACCAACAUCUUCUCUACUCAAGCCAUAUUUCACCUUCAUGUCCAACUUCUGAUGCUGGUGCUUUUACUUCUCUUUCUACCAAACUGUUCAACACUGCUCUGCCACUAGGGUCAAUUUGCUGAUAACUUUUGGACAGCAAAUGCAAUAGCAAGUGCAAAAAAAAGAUCAAUCUCAGACUUAGUCACCAAGAUAAGAGCAAACAGUUGGAACGUAUUGAUGCUUUUCAAUCCUAGCAACAAUCCACUGAAGGAGGAAAAAAGAAACAGUAUUGCUAACAGCUCAGCAUUUUCAAGGUGCAAAGUAAUUCCACAGCCUUAAUUAUUUCAGUGUAUUGCUGGUCUGCCUUAAAUGUAUCUUCAGUUUUAUUGCAGAAUUCAUUUUGUAUGCACACAGUGUUGGUUUGUAAAGGCAGGUUUGUAAAUAUUUCCUUUGUAAGUCUAACCACUCAUGUGUACUGUUGUGAGGUGACUACUUGCUGUCCCAUGUUGUUGUUACUAUUCUGCAGUAUAUAUGAUCAUCUACAGAUGUAGCUUCAACCUGUACAUCUCCUGUCCUUGCAUUCCCAUAAAUAGAGUAUACUCAAGACUCCAUUUCUGGGCUUUUUUGAUUAAAUAAAAUUAUUCAGAGAA